Eupeodes corollae is the source of this 3019-nucleotide messenger RNA. RefSeq names its product protein spitz-like. Lineage: Eukaryota; Metazoa; Arthropoda; Insecta; Diptera; Syrphidae. Gene Ontology annotation, molecular function: epidermal growth factor receptor binding; receptor ligand activity. Gene Ontology annotation, biological process: epidermal growth factor receptor signaling pathway. The record is from RefSeq and is a predicted model, not a curated record. The transcript has 5 exons. The coding region runs from base 1218 to 1979 and encodes 253 amino acids.
UGUAUUUAUUGUCCGUCUGUUUCGCAGCAGUCCAAACGAUUGCGUUAAAUUUGUUCGUGUUUUUCUGCAGAAAUUUUACUCCAAUCGAUCCUAAAAAUAAUGUGAAAAGUGUUCCAAUUGUUAAACCAAAUCUAAUAUUCCCUUAAUCCGAACCGACAAAGUUAAAAUAAAUACCCAAAAUAUACCGAUUCUGAUAGAAAAGAAGUGGAAUUGUAAAAAAAAUCUCAAUUGCAAGUUUUCUUUUUGUUGUACUGCUGCUGCUUUGCGCUGUGUGUACAUACCUAACUCGUAGACGUAGUGCAUACACGAUACACAAGCUCUUUACAUAAGAACUACGUUCAGUUCAGUUUCAGUCAGUAGAGUUUUUUUCUUUUCAUUCUUAUAUACUGCAGGGCCGUGUGUUCAUUCAUUCAUUCAUAUAUUACGGAUUGACGACGAUUCCGAUUCCGAAUCCGAUUCUGUUAGUUGGUCGGGUGUAAUACACUACACGAAUUCGAAUACCUACUAUUGCCAGACCAGACCAGACCAUAGGCCGAGCCGAGACACGGUUUCGGUUAUCGAAAUUAAACCUGCUACUUGUACUUGUGCACGGAGUACGGACUGCGUGCUUUUGGUUAUUUUCUUUUCCGUAUAUGCGUCUAGCAUUGUGUCGUUUUUUUCGGUAGGUCUGUGGGCUUCUCCCGCGAUAUUGGAAUGAGCAAUUGUACCACCUUCUUCGCGGCACCUUUUCUAAUAACUUAGGUUUUGCAAAAAAAAAAUGAUAUACCUAUUUCAUUAGCUAAAAAGAGGCAAGAAAAGGCUGUUAACGCACAUUGGGCAGAAUAAAAAGUUCACAAAUGUUUAGACCUUGCUCGGAAGCAGUUUGCGUCAUAUACGAAAUCUACUUGAGCAUAUCUUAAAUAAUAAUGAAAAAGAGCUAAAAGGAAUUUAGCCUCAGAGCAAGAGAAAAAGACGACUUCCUUCUAAAAAGCAAGGAAGACAUAAUCCAGAACGACAUCGACGACAACAACGAAGACGACGCUCAAGAAGAUCGAAACAAAAAACACAACACAAAUUUACCAAAACCAAGAAAGAAGAAACCCAAUAGGACCGCACAUAGAAAAGAGGAAGGAAGGAAACCAGCAGCAGAACGAAUAUAGGAAUAUCGUACAUACCUAUACCUAACCUAUUCCUACCUACCUAUAUAAAUAUAACGACGAAAAUUCGAUACGAAUUGAAUGGAUACUACUGCAAUGAAGAUGGAGACACCGAUGAUGAUGAUGAUCGAUAAUGAAGUAGAAGUAGCGGCAGGAGUAGAAGCAGCUGCGGCACACGAUGCGACAGUUGAGAGGAUUUGGGGGAAAAUCAGGAAUACAUCGCGACCACGGGAUAGUAUUGCUGCAUCUAAUGACUUUUUCAAGUUCAUUGCGAGAUUUUCAGGGAGACGACGGAGUUCCUUGAUGAACUUGGAAGCAGUUGUACUCUUAGUCAUAAUUUCAUUAUUUUCAACAUCAGAAGCCUGCUCUAGCCGCACGGUACCAAAGCCCAGACCACCACCGCCAAGUCCUACACCUCGGCCAAACAUCACAUUCCACACAUACCCAUGCCCCCCUAACUACGCAGCUUGGUAUUGUCUUAAUUCAGCAACGUGUUUCUCUGUAAAAAUUGUCGGCGAAACUUUAUACAAUUGCGAAUGUGCUGUUGGAUACAUGGGCCCUCGAUGCGAAUACAAGGAAAUCGAUGGGUCAUAUCUACCAACUCGACCAAGAGCUAUGUUAGAAAAGGCCAGCAUUGCAAGUGGAGCCACUCUUGCCUUAAUUUUUGUUAUAAUUUUAUGCCUUACGUGGUAUAUGCGAUGUCAACAAAAACAAAAAGCCAGUAGGCUCGAACAAGCCGAUUGUGGAAUGGACGUAGUCGACGGAAUGAUGAAACCCGAAAAGAGGCCCUUCGGCCCACACCAUCAUUACACUCUCCCAAUGACAAGCACUUUUAAGCGAUAAACAUAAUGUUUUUUUAAAACUUUACUAUUUAUUGAAAACAAAUAUAUAUAUAUAGAUUAUAUACCCUAUUAUAUUAAAAACAAAUCAUUUUAAUUUUAAAUUUAAUAACUUAAUUUAAUUAUUAUUUCUUUGUUUAAAAAAAAAAUCUAUUCUACUUUUCACAAGAUGUAAUUUGUGUUGUUUAUACGUAAGAAAUAUUAUUUAUUAUGCAUUAGUUUAUAAGAAAAUAAAAAUAUAAGAACAAAAAAAAAAUAAAACGAAAAAAUCUAAACUAUUCAAGUUCAAGAGUUCAAAGUUAAAACAAGAUUACACAAAUGUUCUUGCGAACCUACAAAACAAUGAAAAGAUGCAAUUACAUUCAUAGCUACAAAUCAAACACACUUUCCUUAGCAAAAGUGGCUAACAAACUAUUCACUCAGUGAUGGUUAAAGUCAAAAGUGCCUCCAUGGUAAUAAAACAAAUACAAACAAAUUUAAAAAAUGCCUAUGGUAAUUUUUGUUUCUUUUCUUCAAACCUAAGCACUACCCCAAAUAAAUACCCAAUGCUUAAACUCUGUCUCUCAAAAUUGUAUUUGUAAAUAUAAGAACAAAACAAAACAAAACAAACUUGUAACACACAAAAAAUGGAUUUAGUUGAAGCAUUGCAAAAGUAUUUUAAAUUAAAUUGUAAAUUAUUAUUAUCGCACAGACAAAAAGAAAAAAACAAAUCAAAAUUUAUGCAAACAUGUUCAAGACUUUGAAUUAAAAUGACGAUUAUUGUAAUAAAUAAGCAAAUGAAGUAAAAUAUUUUACAUAAAAUUAUUAUUAAUCCUGGCAAGCUUUUAAUAGCUUAGUUUUAAUAGGCCUCACCUAUGUAUUCAUUUGGCAGCUUUGCAGAAAAAAACACAUAUUUAUGUUUGUUUUGUGCGAAAACAAAUUUUUAAUUUUGUGACGGAAAAAUGUGAACAACUAUUUAAGUAAAAUUCAAGCGCCUUAAAUUUAUAAAAUCGAUAUUAAUACAACAAAAAAAAAACGAUAAUACAUGAUACGAAAAACACUGCA